AUGGCAAACACACAGGCCCAAAGGGGCGAAUCUAAAGAUUCAUCUAAGAUUGAUUCUUUGAAAGAACUAAAUUCGAAGCUCUUAGCCGAGAUUACUAAUCUUAGAAAGGAGAAUGCCGAAAUUCCCGAACUUAGAAAAAAAUUUUCCGAAGUUGAGGCCGAGAACAAUGAACUUAAAGCUGAGAACGUAAUUGAUCAAUCUUCAGUCUGCGAAGCAGGAUACUCUGUAUCUAAUAGCACCUCCAACAAAAUGGAAAAUUCUGACUCACGGAGUGAGGUUGCUAUCGCAUCUGAACCCAGUAGCCGGAGGUUAUCUCACGCUAAUGUUUCGGCAUCUGAUAUAUCCGACAAUAUUUCAAAUCCUGAUAUAUGUCAUGAGUCCCCAUCCCGAUAUCUCGCAUCACCUAUUCGCACAGAGACUGUUGUAGAGCAACGCCAUUACCAUGACAAAUCAUCAGAGGACAGGGAGAUGGACGACUUUCAUGAUUCAGUAUAUAAGGAGAGAGUUAACAAAGAGAUAAUUCAGAGCAUCGGAGAAAAGAAAAUUCGGGAUCAAGAAUCACUUACAACACUUCCUGAAGAGGAAAGGCCUCAAGACCUCAACUUGGAUGCUCAGUCACGCAAUAACACAUCAUCCGAAGUAUCGGCUAAUUCAGAUGAAAAGUUGCCUCUAGUAACAAAUCAUGUGACCAAAAUUUCCGAGACAUUAUGUCCCGGAAAAAUCUUAUCUGAAGAUUUAUCAAAAACAGAGGUAGGUGGACCCAAUGAUUCUUUAGGCUCGAAGAGUCACGGCUCUGCCAUAGAUUCUAACUUGGAAGAGUCGGAGACUCGAAGCUUUGCUUCAUCACCUGAUGAUAAUAAAUCCUACGAUGGAGACACUAAUGAUAAUGGCGAUUUUGACGUGAACCAACUUCCAGUUGAGAAUUUCUUUGAUGAUGACUCACGGGGUGAGGAUGCUAACGCAACUAGGGAUAAUGAAAAUGAUGACGAAUUCUCCGAUAACAAUGAAGAGGAAGAUGAUGGAGGAUAUUGUGGUUUCUCUGACGAUGAUGAAGGAUAUUAUUAUGAUUUAAAUACCGGUGAAACUUAUACAAAAUCGGAAUAUCGUUAUUCAAUCCGCGCAUAUUAA
Messenger RNA from Ambispora gerdemannii, 1128 nucleotides. NCBI's taxonomy places the organism in Eukaryota, Fungi, Glomeromycota, Glomeromycetes, Archaeosporales, Ambisporaceae. The record is from the annotation of a GenBank genome assembly.